CAGCCAGCGUAACGUCAAAAACUCGAAACUUCUGAUUUCCAAAAUUUUAUGCUGCUCUCUCUGUGGAGUUCAAGCAGUAAAUGUGAUAAGUGUCAUAGGCUUUUCACGACAGUGUCCUUUCCGCAGUCUUUUGAUUAAGUGUAAAAUUAUUUUUUGUGGAGCUUAUACAGAAUAUACCAAAGUAUUGUCCUGCAAAAUAUGAAAGUUUUUUUUUAAUUACGAUACUAUACAGUUUUAAAAGAAAUUUCUCUGAGUGCUUAUAACGAGUAUUCUCCUUUGUCUGCACUUCCACUAUAUAACUUAUUGUUGCAUGAGGGCUAUCGCCAAGAAAGUUUUGCUUCCCCCUUAGCCCAUCUUUCAAAGAAAACCAGGAGAAAAAGGACAUUUGAAAUGGAAGAUGCGAAUUCUCCUUUUAAUUGCAAUAAACUUUCGGCAAAGAGCUUCAAAUUGAUAUUCCAAAUGAAGACAAUCGAUGGUGUAUUUUCACUUAAAGUGCCUGGAAGGCUUCGUUAUGCAAUCUCUUUAAAGUCUUUUACUAUGGCCCCAUAAGGGAUUCAAUUAAAUUCAUUUUCUUUGAGAGUUUCACCCACCAUUCUACGAUGCAACUGCUUUUGCCAGGACGCUCUCUUGGUACAUUUGCUAGGGCACUUGGAAGAACGUGAUUUUCUUGAAAAGUUCAAAAAGAGACAAAUUGUGCAUUCAGAAUACAGGUUUUAUGCAAUUGUUCGGUGCCUUAGCGCCACGUAAAUACACCUCACAAUAAACACUUAUCAGCUCAUUAGUGUAUGAUAUCGUAACUGCUUUGUAGUACAAUUCCACGAGGGCAGUUUUCUGUAGAGAUAUUCAUAAAUAUGGUCUGAUAAGAUACAAAUAGCUUUUGACAAAUUCACGUGCACAUCAGAGGUCUUUGCAGGUCAAGACAUACGAUUGGUGAAUAUAUACAAGCCCAAUAAGUUUCAGCUUGCAACCCGUGCUACAGAAGAGAAUAUUUUGGUGGGUACUGAUAAAACCAUCUGCAGAUAAAGAUGUUGAAAGAAAUUCCCACAAUAAAGUUAAGUCUUACUUUUUUGUACCAAUCCUACUAACCCAAUAAAUCAUUUUGACUUUUCGAUACGUCAAUAUUUUCCCCAGAGAUUAUUACAGUAUCUCAAACGUAUCGAAACUGAUAAGGGCCGGUAGGUCAGUUGAUAUAAAUAGAUGCUGUAACAUUUAUUCCGAAUCAUUUGUCAGUGGCCAUAGUGGUAAAAUGAAGGUUACGCUUCUUGUAUUGGCUCUUGUGGGCUCUUCUCUGGGUCUCAUUAUGGACCGGGAGUGUCCCAAUCAUUCUGUUGUGGAGAACUUCAGUACCGAAGAGUACCAAGGAGUUUGGUAUGAAGUGUACCGAUAUGAGACAUCUGAACAAUACGGAAGUGACUGCGCUACCUUUGAGUACUACUCCACUGGGGAUGAUAGCUUUGACCUCGUUUUCCGUUGGGUCUACAUCGAGAAUGAUUUUGAAGAGCUCUACCGCUACGGAACUGCCAAUCGUGUUGCUGGUGCUGGUAGUGAUGCUCGUUUCGAAGCUGUAUUCGACGAUGAGCCAGGCCGAACCAUCAAUUACCAUAUCCUUGCCACCGAUUAUGAAUCCUUCUCUCUCGUCUGGAGCUGCCACAAUCUCGGAAAUGGUCAAUCCAACGAGGAUGCCUGGGUUUUGUCCAAGGUGCCACAUCCCGAUCCAGAGGAGUUCGAACAGGUUGUUGGUGAAGCUAUUGAUGAAUACCUCGACAGAGACCACCUCCGUGGCACAGUUCAGGGAUGGGAAAACUGCACCGGCAUUCCAGGAGCUGCUGCUUUGGGUGUCAAAUAAGAACAAGAUAGUUUUGGACAUUUUUGCUGAGAAAAUAAAUAUUUUUAUUUAAU
This is a messenger RNA of Phlebotomus papatasi, 1899 nucleotides long. Its product is annotated as lopap-like. The record is from RefSeq and is a predicted model, not a curated record. Lineage: Eukaryota; Metazoa; Arthropoda; Insecta; Diptera; Psychodidae. Gene Ontology annotation, molecular function: pigment binding. Bases 1247 to 1846 code for a protein of 199 amino acids. The transcript has 4 exons.